AUGACACCAGUUACUCGACAAGAAGUUCUUGGCCUUUACCGCAAGAUAUUCCGAAUAGCCAAAAAAUGGCAAUCGGCAUCAGGACAGAUAGAAGAAACUAUUAAAGAGAAAGAGUACAUUAAAAAUGAAGCCAAAACAUUAUUCCGAAAAAACAAAAAUGUAACAGAUCCAAAGUUGAUUAAGCAGUGUGUAGAAGAAUGUGAGGCAAGAAUAGAAAUUGGACUUCACUAUAACAUCCCCUACCCGAGACCUAUCCAUCUGCCUCCUAUGGGUCUUGCCCAUAAAGGCCGUACGUUGCGACACCAGGAAAAGUUAAGGAAGAUUUCUAAGCCAAUAUACCUGAAAUCCCAUGAUGAAGUUUCAUAACCCACCAUUUAAGCUGUGAUGUGUAAUCACAUCAUUUAAGCUGUGGACUGCAAUCCAGGUGCCUCAUGAAUGGAAGUGAAAUGAAAUUAAUUUCCCCCUCACUGGCCACCAAUUGUUUUGGCUCCUUUUCAGUCCUCUGGCUUUACCAGGCUGCUUACAAAUUCUCUUCAGGAAAGUUAGGGGAACCUUCUGUCCUUCAGGCUAGAAGUACCAAUGAGACCAACCUGUGGACAAGAGCCACGCUGUACUGGGAGACUACGUAAGCACAGCCCACAGCUGCUUUAAGGACAGAGGGUAUAAGUAGCAACCUAUUCCUGCCAGAAAUUAAUGGUGGCAAAAAAGCACAUUUGAAAAAUGCAGUGUAUAUUUUUUCCUAUUAAAGUGGGCAAAACCAAUGAAAUCUCAUUUUCUGAGCUCUCCAACUCAUCCUAAACUCUCCAAGGCCUAAUAGACAAUGGCAAAGAAAUAUUCUUGUCUACCUUAAAAAUAAGUUAAAACUGGUCAUGUGCAGAAGAGAAUGACAGUUCCUCCCCCAAGAAUGUACUUGUAAGAGUGAAAAAAAUACAAGCGGAUGAUAAAGUACAAGGAAACAAUGAGAAGAGCAAGUCAGCAUGACAGGUACUGGCUCGCCAAUUUCUCACUACCCUUUAUGGCUCCAGUCCACAAAGGUAUCUAUUCCCAUAUAAUUAUUUCCUGGGAAUGCCUCAUGUGGGAAGUAACAUGUAAAAUGCCAUUGUUCUGCCUGUCAGUGGGAGCUUUGCAAAUUUACUGCUGCCAGGAAGACACAAAACAAAACUCCUUUAGCCUAGGAAAAGGGGGCUGGAAUAAAGACAGUAAAAAAUAAUAUGAUUAUACACACUGCUUAAUCCUUCAUUGAAAGAAGUCCAAAUGCAGUCUUUUCCUAUCCUCAUUCUGAUACACCAGUGUAGAGAUGGGUCAACUGAGCCAAACCAAAAUGUGCAGACACAAGGGUUUUGAAUGGAAGCUUAGGCUCAUUCUUUGUCAUUAAACUAUCAUUUGAAUCUUUUUAAUUGUUAAAAUUCAUGUGGCUAAUGAAGGUACUGAGGCGUGAAUAAACAGCUAUGUAAAUGAGCAGUCUAAAUUU
Gymnogyps californianus (California condor) is the source of this 1471-nucleotide messenger RNA. RefSeq names its product LYR motif containing 1 (gene LYRM1). The record is from RefSeq and is a predicted model, not a curated record. The coding region runs from base 1 to 366 and encodes 121 amino acids. Lineage: Eukaryota; Metazoa; Chordata; Aves; Accipitriformes; Cathartidae. Gene Ontology annotation, cellular component: mitochondrion. The transcript has 4 exons.